AAUGCUCCCUACCCUCUGAUUACGGCUUCUCAGCGUGGAAAUAUUGAAAUGAUUAGCCUUCUUCUUGAGCAUAAGGCAAAGAUAAAUAGAGGGAAUUUCGCUGGUAAUACACCUCUGCAUAUUGCAUGCAUGGCAAAUCAAGUCGAAGCGGCAAGAUUUUUGCUUAGAAAGGGGGCCAAUAUUCUGGCAUUGAAUAAGCGUCUUCAAUCACCUUUUAAUGCAGCGGUUGAACAGGGCAGUACUGAGGUGUGCGAGUUUCUGAUUCUUGCUGGGGCACCUAUUAAUGAAGUUGAUCGAGCGGCCAAAACCCCGCUUAUGCUCUCAGCUCUCUCUGGAUUUGUUAGAAUUGUGGAUAUGAUUAUCAAAGCAGAACGUUUUCGUGCGGCCAAACCGGAAUUUGCCGCUCAUAUUGCAAAGAAGUUCAUUCGGGAAUUAGGCGACCAGGAGUUGGAUGAAGAUUAUGAGGAAGAGUAUAACGAGAGAUUGAAAGGCUCAGAAGAUUUAAACUCCUCUGACCUCGUCAGUCCCCCCACGGCUCGAAAUAAAUCACCUUCUGUUUCAAUCUCGGAGGCACCAACUUAUGUCACAGGAAGUGGUUCUACUGAAAUUGGAAAAUUUGAAAAUGAAUCCGAUUCUAUGGACGAAUACGCCAACUUAGUUGGAGACGGCAAUAUCGAUGAUGAUAUAUCGAUUUCUCACGCAGAAACCUAUCGAUCUGACAGUGAUGAAAGUGUUGGGAAGAAUAUGAUUAACCAUUUGGGGGAACAGGAUAGCGUUUUCAUGACCAAACCGCAGGGUCAAAAGGUCGAAUCGGAAUUUUCCAUCAUUUCGGCUUCUGAAAGCACUAAGGAAUCGGAACAAUGGGAAGCCACUGAAAAGGCUUUAAAUCAAGGUGAACAGAUUAGAACCGUUUCCUUCAAGAAUAGGAACGUAGCAGGACCCUUCGAACCUCCGUAUCCAGUUGACAGCAGAAAAAUGUCUAGUUUAAGAAGAUUGCGAUUUCAAAAGAAUGAAACCCAACCAGCCAGGCAGACUCCAAGUGUAGAAAGUACCUACUCCAGCGUUUUUCGUUCAAAAGUUCGAUUUUUGAUCAAUACCCAAUCCUACGCGGGGCGAUUCCAAACUCUCUUCUUCUACAUCGCUCACAGGAAAUUGCAUCGUGGCGAAUGGAAGUCUCUUGCUAAAUAUUGGAACUUCACAGAAGAACAAAUUGAGGCAAUCGAAUUACAACAUAUAAUUGAUAGAAAUGCGUAUAAGGAGCACGGGUUUCGACUUCUUUGUAUCUGGUUGCAUGGACUGAGUGAGAACACUGAUCCAGCGCCAUUGUUGUAUACAGCCUUGACGUCCAUAGGCCGAAGAAUGGAUGCCAACAAUGUUCAGAAGGACUUCUACAAAGCCACACAUGGCCAUUAUUCGUACAAAGAUGAUUGUCACAUAUCAUAA
Messenger RNA from Rodentolepis nana, 1443 nucleotides. The record is from the annotation of a GenBank genome assembly. Lineage: Eukaryota; Metazoa; Platyhelminthes; Cestoda; Cyclophyllidea; Hymenolepididae.